This is a messenger RNA of Paramacrobiotus metropolitanus, 1542 nucleotides long. RefSeq lists its product as uncharacterized. Bases 103 to 1542 code for a protein of 479 amino acids. The record is from RefSeq and is a predicted model, not a curated record. NCBI's taxonomy places the organism in Eukaryota, Metazoa, Tardigrada, Eutardigrada, Parachela, Macrobiotidae. The transcript has 3 exons.
AAUCAACCUUACAGUAAAUCAUUUCCAAGCACACGCUACCAUUUAGUUGUUAAAUUGUAAGGUAAAGUAGUUCACUAAUUUAGCUCAAAUGUUACAGCCGAGAUGGUACUUUGUGUCUCAAUAACCUUUGCUGUAAUAUCUAUCAUCAUACACAUCCGGAAAGAGUGCCAUGCUCAGCCAUGGAUGCCGAUGCCGCCAUUCUUCCGCCCAGCCUACCAGCAAGACGAUACCGACGAGCUGGACAAUUUCUACCAACCAGCUAUGUAUAAAACCAACACCGUCCCGUCAACCGGUAGCUAUGAUGGCGAAGAUGAAGCACCGGGUCUGGAUAUACAAAUUGACGCCAGUGCAGCCAGCACGGUCGUACCACAUUAUGCGAAAAUGCGCUCGAGAUACAUCCCCAGUAUUGCCGGCGGGGCUAUACUGACCGAUUCUAUUCCAGAAAGUGCGAAAAGCACUAAGAAGAAUUUUGCUUGGUCCAGUGAUCAUGAUUUAAUCGCGGAUGGAUCAACAUACAGACAGCGACAACCACCGGCACACGAAUAUCCGCUUCCUUUUCUCAGCAACGACCUGCAGUAUGGGAAAAGCCGUGCGCCGGACAGUGAAAUCGCCGAUCGGGUUAUGUCUAUCAACAAGCGGCGUCGUAUCAGCACGGGCCGCGAAGGUCAUCCUGGUUUUGUUUCGACCCACGAAUUUAACCCAGAACAGCAGUCAAGUAUACGCGAUUAUGUCGUCAAUAUGGGACAGCGGUUAAACGGUGGAUGGAGAGCUUAUCCCACCAAUAAAAUGUAUUACUCCCCGAUGAACGAUAACAAUAAUAACAAUAAUAAUAUGAAUAAUUUUAACGACGCUCCGAAUGACCAAGUCAUGGUCCCCAGCCAGCCGCCACGUUUCGCAAUGUCCAACAUGUUUGAUCCGGUCGGCACGCCGUACGAUGGAACCGGUUUUAUGCGGGAAAACAGUCAAAUGCAGCCGUGGUCACCACCACCACCGCGUCGCAUGGACUAUGAAGAACAGUUUUAUGCUCCUCCACAGCCACCACCACCUAAUAAUUUUCCGAAUGAAAUGGAUGGCCCGCCAUUUGAUCCAUCCAACCAGUUUCCAUUCCAACCGCCGAUGCAGCGGCCGCGCUUUCCACCCCGACACGGUGGCGGUUUCGCGCGACGACCUGGACAACCGUUGCGGGUGCUGGAACCGGCUGUGCCGCCCAGCGACUUCAAUCGGCGCUUCCCAAUUAGGGAUACUUUUCGUUCCGGACCAAGGAGGCGACCGCAGAGAGUUAAGGCAGCGGAGGAAGAGCAGUUUGAGCCGGGUUAUGGACCGGUGUCUCGCUUGAGGCAGUGGCUAUACGAGACCUCCAAAUUGGCUGGUAGUUCACAUGGUGGCGGUAAUACAACAGUGGCUGGCAGCGAUACCGCAGCCAGUAGUGAACCAGGCUACGGACCACCUCCAUCCACUACGGACGCUGGACAGCGAGUGCCACCAAAUAACGCCGGUACUGCAAGAAAAAAGCGAACUGUUCUUCGGAGAAUACCUGCCUAA